GCAUUCAGAGCAUAUUCUACUUAAUUGCUAGUAAUUUUAGUUGGCCCACAAAGGAAUAGCACACAAUGGGCGGACAUCACGGAGAACCCUACAAGGUGCCACAUCCUUCGAUCUACAAGGUGGAAAAUGUGCCACAGCUGUUGGAAGUGAAAGAAGCUCUGGGCCGCCAGGGAUUGAGUGAUCCGUGGCUAAGGAAUGAAGCCUGGCGCUACGAGAAGAAGGCCUUCGGCACCCACAGAUCUCGUCUGAACACCUUCAUGUUCCGCGGUCUCGGCGUUGGCUUCUGCGCCUUUCUUGCGACCAUUGCCGUCGAGUACGGACUGGGUAUUGGCAAGGGCCAGGGUGACCAUGGACACGGUCACGACGACAAGGGCCACCAUUAGUGAAAUUGAUUAAAAAUCUAUAAACAUUCA
Drosophila subobscura is the source of this 413-nucleotide messenger RNA. It is a transcript of the gene ND-B12, whose product is annotated as NADH dehydrogenase [ubiquinone] 1 beta subcomplex subunit 3. Gene Ontology annotation, cellular component: mitochondrion. The record is from RefSeq and is a predicted model, not a curated record. Lineage: Eukaryota; Metazoa; Arthropoda; Insecta; Diptera; Drosophilidae. The coding region runs from base 66 to 383 and encodes 105 amino acids. Gene Ontology annotation, biological process: mitochondrial respiratory chain complex I assembly; electron transport chain. The transcript is spliced from 3 exons.